Setaria italica (foxtail millet) is the source of this 1184-nucleotide messenger RNA. Its product is annotated as protein DMP4. The record is from RefSeq and is a predicted model, not a curated record. The transcript has a single exon. Bases 100 to 873 code for a protein of 257 amino acids. NCBI's taxonomy places the organism in Eukaryota, Viridiplantae, Streptophyta, Magnoliopsida, Poales, Poaceae. Gene Ontology annotation, biological process: endomembrane system organization.
AAACCCGUUGUGUCCCAACAUCGAUCGCACAACUUAUACUCGUCGCAAAGGUCGAGUCAAAAGCCAACACCAAACUUCUCAGUUGAUCGCGAGCGCGCCAUGGCGUCCAAGAGCCAAGCUGAUCUCGAGUCCCAGAAGUCCGCGCCGCCAGCAGCGGCUGUCGCAUCGGCUCCCACAGCAACCGCGCCGGCUUCUGGUGGCUCUGUGGAGAGAACCUUAGGCUCCGUCGUUGUUGGCAUCUCUGAUGCUCACCGUGCGGCGCCGGAGACCCAGCCGCUUCUGCAGGUUCAGUCGAACGGCCAGGGAGGCGGCGGGGCCAGGAACGACGAGGCGACGCGGCUGGAGCGUGCAAUGGCCCAAGCAUUCCAGAGCACCGCUGAGCUGGCCAAGAACCUUCCCACCGGCGCCGUGCUCGUCUUCGAGGUGCUGUCGCCGGUGUUCACCAACGGCGGUAAGUGCCAAGACGUGAACCGUGUCAUGACGGCCUGGCUUGUGGGGCUCUGCGCCGCUGCGUGCUUCUUCCUCUGCUUCACGGACAGUUUCCUCGACGCCAGGGGGACCGUGCGGUACGCGGUGGCCACGUACUCCGGCCUGUGGGUCAUCGACGGCACGCCACCACCGCCGCCCGAGGAAGCCGCCGGGAAACGGCUCAAAUUCAUCGACUUCUUCCACGCGUUCCUGUCGUUCAUCGUCUUCAUGUCCGUGGCCAUGUUCGACAGGAACGUCGGCGCGUGCUUCAACCCGGUCAUGUCCUACGACAAGCAGCAGGUGCUCACCGCUGUGCCGCUUGCCGGAGGGUUAGUCGGGACGCUGCUCUUCGCCGCGUUCCCGUCGACACGGCACGGGCUCGGGUUCCCAAUUCCCGCCGCCUGAGAUGCACACAUUCUAGCUGUGAAUUAUCGGCUGAUUUCCCUGUGUUGCGUCUUCUGUUGUCAGAUGUUUGUAUCAUUGCUUGGGAUAUUCCCUGACGUGCAUUUUCUGCAUCUUUAGUUUGCGUAAGUAGUAGUGCAAGCAUAUUGUACGAUUUAUUUCAGUAUUCCAAAUUUCCAAGUUUGGCUUGGUGUGACGAGUAAAUUAUUCCAGUUUUGCAUAUAUCAGUCGUAGCUAGUGGUCAUGUAGAAUGUGUUCACUUGGUUUAAUAAUCAUGACAACCCUGCUUUUAUGAAAACUGGAGGAGAAUCUUA